UGCAUCAAAGCCUCAACCCGGACGACCCCUCAUCUCAUUCAUUUCUUCUCGCAUCACGAUAGUCCUACCGCAACACUUGUUCUACUUGGCCUACACCACCCGAGCUCUUGUCUCAUUUCCAGGCGUGGUUUUACUUUGGCUUUGCACUGCUCAACACAAUAAUUCCUCCAGCGGCAGAUAGGUCCCGGUAAGCCACUGGCAGCGAUCUGUAGUCCCACUCAGAAUGGCACUCGUGGAGCGACUACCACUCGAAAUACGAGAACACAUCUGCGAACUCAUCGGGCAUGUCCCUCACCCCUCACACGACUAUCUGAUCAACUGUUUUGAUCCCCCCGAGGAUCAUCCGCAAUCGGAGCCGUUUCCCGGACCGCCACACACCUUAUACUCAUCAGCUUACGCUGAUCUUCGGGUAUUAUCGCUUGUUUCAAAGGCGUUCGCGGAGCCAUCCCAGCGCGUCUUGUUCAAGACCACCGUGGUCCAGGGCUCUAUUGGAAUCAUGAGCUUACUUCGGAGCUUACUCUUCUACCCAAAGAAUAGGAACUACGUGCGACGUCUUGCGGUGUCUCGCAAGGAGUGCUGGAGGCUCCAGUACCCCGUUGGAGGAAUCGUGCUGCGGGCGUUCAUGAACAUUUUGGGCAGAGAUGUGUUCACUCCCAUCUUCGACGAGCUACAGGACGCUAGCUUCUUUCGCGGGGUGGUGAUGGCACUGUCAGCAUGGUUGGGAGACGAUUGCUUCUCAUAUAAGUACCGCUCGAAAUGGAGAUCUGUCCGUGAGAAGCUUCCGCAGCUCUCCCGCGACGCCUUGGGUGAUUACGUCUUGAGAAGCAUCGUCCAGCUCUGUCCACGUUAUGGAAGCUCUCACGCAAGAUACCUCGCGGAUCACCGAACAUACAACACGGUUUCCUCAUGCCUCCCAGAUCCCUAUUCUUUUCUGGAAUCACUCACGCUCGACUUGGUCGCGUUCCAAAAGAAAAGUGCCCUUGUUGUCCUCGGACCCGAAUACACAGAAUUCUGCCAUCCCAACAUCGAGUGCCUGACACUGGUCGGCAAUACAUGUAACGCGUAUUCGGAUCCUCCGCUUAGCCUCGGGAGUCUUCGUGGUUGGUUGCGCGGCCACAAAAGACUGCGUGAACUUCGAGUGCUACGCGGGGGCGACGACAAUAUCUACGUGGAUUUCAAGCAAGACACAGUAGAAACAAUUCCGAAUUGGAACGACAUCCUGCUCUCGCUCAAAGACACCUUGGAACUUUUCGUAAUAGAAGGGACCAGAUUAAUGUACGAUGAAGACGAGGUCAUCUGGCGCCUUGGCCCUACCAAAAUGCUCUCGUGCUUACCAGAGCUCAAAAAGCUGACAUACCUUAAGACGUUCUUGCAUAUGCUUAGGGAUGAUAGUCCUGAGAUUCAUGUCCCACGGACAUGGGACGGGCCGGGGGUGCUGGAGCUGGUACAGACCGGGCUUCCGCCCAGCCUGAAGAGGAUAGAUGUUGUGGUUGUUGAAGAGGUGUUUUCCAUCGGUGAGCACCCUGACGUGGACGAGCUCGCCAUCAAGAGAUCUAGGACUGUGCGUGUCGACCUAUAGAUACGAACCGGCUUGGUCGCUUUCAGGGUAAUGACACAUUCAUUACCUAUGACCGCAGGUGUCAACGCUUGAUGACCCUGGCGUUUGCUCCUUGUACAAUGAAGUGUUCGAGCAGUUGGAUGACCCCAAAGAGCAUCUGUUUGCUGGGAGUCAC
Molecule: messenger RNA, 1733 nt
Organism: Neurospora tetraspora
Lineage: Eukaryota; Fungi; Ascomycota; Sordariomycetes; Sordariales; Sordariaceae
Exons: 2
Coding region: 224-1579 (451 amino acids)
Source: RefSeq, a predicted model, not a curated record